CGUGCCUCUGUGCAUCUGAAUUUCUCGAGUGUGUGUGUGGUGUGCGAGUGUGGGCGAUUGGGGAGCUGGCUCCCGGCUGAGAUCGUGGAGGCCCAUGGCCCAUUCCUUGUCCGUCAGCCGCCAGCGCCACGAGGAGCGGGAAACGCGAUCCGAUUUUCUGUGCUUCUUUUCGUCGUGCGCCGAACGAGAGCGAAAGUUCACUAAUUCAGUUUGUGGUUUUCUGGGGGAAACGCAAUUUAAUUUGGCCCAAAACGAUUCAAAGGCAAAAUCAGAGACAAAGGCGCGAAAACAUAACGAUUUCGGACGCGUGCCAGGCGACGGGCGGUGGGCAGAGAGAUGUAUCCAACACAUAUAAUAUGAUUUUCCGCUCGCAGUGCUCUUUCCGUUUCUUUAUUUCAUUUAUUUGUAUUUUUUUUUUCUCUGCGGUUUUUGCCGGCUGUUGUCGUCGUCGUCGUCGUCGUAAGCUAAAUGCCGGCGGCGGUUCUCCGCGACUCUCGGUUCUCCGUUCAGUUCUGCUUGAGUUUCUGGCGACGAGUGACACACACAGAGGGCACUGCCAAUAAACGACAAACGAAAAACGAAACACAUCUUAGUUCUACACAGAUUCAAACCGACCAAAAGACACGAGACACGCACACAAAUCUACACAAAUCUACAAAAAUCUACACAAAUCUUGCACUGCAACUGCAUUGGCUUUAAAUCGAGGCACUGUGACAUAGACGAUGCCCAAUAACCGCAAUCGCAAUCGCAAUCGAAAUCGCAACAAACGCAAUCGAAAUCAAAAUCAAAACCAAAAUCAAGCUCAAAAUCCCAGCCAGGAGCAGUUGGAGGUAGGGGAGGAGGAGCAGCAGCAGGACUCUCACCCAGAGAUAGCAGUUUCGUCCUCGACAGAUAAUGAUAAUGGAAAUUCUGGCACCGUUUCAAAUGGGCCAGCAGAAAGUCAUAAUAAUAGCAGCCAUGGUGAAGAUGUGACGAACAUUCUGGUGAAGAGCCAAGACAGCAAGGGAAACGGGGAAAGCGACGUAAACGAGGAAAAUUUGGUGGAACCAGCCACACUCAUCCAAGAAGAGGAAGAUCUAGCCGUGGAAAUGGGUGCCAAGAACUCAAAGCAUCAGAAGGAGAAGUCCGCCAAGCGAGCGAAUGAUGGAAAGGUUGAAGAGCAGGUGCGACCAGGCCCCACAAUAAUAAGAAGGCCACCCGGCAGUCCACGUCAGGCCAAGGUCAUAGUGCACCGGAUAGUGAGGGAGGAGGACAAGGUAGAUGGCAAGGCUGAGAUCCAACAAGAGGUGGUUGCACCAAAAGAAGAGAAAGUGGAGGUCAAGGAGCAGCCACAAGAAGAGGCAUUAACUGAGCAAGUUCCUCAGGAACCUCUAGAGAUUAACCCUAGUCCAAAGGAAACUGAAGAAAAUGAAGUAUCUGCAAAGGAAUUACCUAACAAGGAGCAACCAGAACCAAAGGAACCCGAGCAGUAUGUCCUGCAACUGCAAAAAGCCAUGGAAUUUGUGGAAAAUGCACAUAAGCAGCAUGUGGCUCUGGUGGAAGAUCAUCAGAAACCCGAAGAGAAACCAACUAAAGAAGACUCACAAGUCAAACUUGAAGUACAAGAGCAGCAGAAAUCAGAGGAUAAAGCACAAAAUCUAAAUGAUAAAGCACAAAAUCUUAAGGAUCAGGAAGAAACCGAAACUCAAACAGAAUUAAAUUCUGCAAAGGAGAAUUCAGAAAAACAACAACCAGAAGCCCCUCCACAAGUCAUAGAAAAAAUCCUGAAACAAGUCCAGUUUGAGGAGAAUCAGCAAAGGAUUAUCCCAGAGCCAGAGGCUACUCCUUCUCCCCAGAAAUCCCAGCACACCUCCAAGGUGAUAAUCCAUCAGAUCCGCCUCGAGACCGACGAGGAAGAGCGUAACCGCAAAGGUAAACCCACCAUUGAGGAGAUUAGCAGCACUCCUGGCUCUCUGCUGGGCACACUCUCCCCUCCGCCUCGCUACCUGGUAGAGUCACCCAAGAAUGUGUCCAGUGGAGGGCAGUUCUCACGGUUUGCCCGCGACGUACAGAUCCAGGAGCUGGAGCUAAACAGCGAUUGCAGUUCCGGUGAGUUUAACUCGCUGCAGUCGCCGCUCGUUUGCGAAGUGGACUCCGAGUCGGAGGGUUCAAUAGUUGGAGCUGGAGUCUUGGGGCCGGAGCGUUCCCCGUCGGAUCCACAGCUGCCGUCCAGCAGCCGAGUGGAGCAGCAGGAGCAGCUGCGUCAGAAGCGCGCCCAGAAGAGGAACGCAUUGGAGUCGCACUUUCUGCCGCAGCUGCUAAAUCCUCGCUACCUGGACAGCAUCCUGGAGGAGAAUGGCGAGACGCAGUUCAGGAAUUCCGCUGCUUCUUUAGCCUCCUCCUCUGGAGGAAGCGAUCAGGCGGGGAAUCGCACGCCCAAGCUCAACGAGACCUUUCCCAAGAGCCAGUUGGACUUUAGCCGCCGUCACAAGCGGCGUGAGGAGGCCCCAGUGCCACUCAAGCUGGAGACCAAGUUCCUUGAAGAGCCCAGCGACCUGGAGAGCUGCUCCCGCCUGCAGAGCACCUUGUCGCCGCAGUCCGAGGAUGCCGAGCUGAUUUACCUCAGCUCCUCGGCCUCGAGCAGCGUUUCCGAUCUGAUGGAACUCGAGCUGGAGCAGGCGGCGGCCCUGGCGGAACGGGCAUUGGUCGACUUAGAUACCGAUGCCAGUCGGCUAAUCCAUCGACCGGAUGACGAGAUGAGCAGCACCAGCACCACGACGGCGGACAGGAGCGAGACGGAAGCGGAAACAGAGGCGGAGACGGAAACGGAGACCGAGAGAGAGGCGGCGGAGAGCCGCGAGAGCACACCUGUUAACACACUCGCCGCAACGCCCACGCCCACGGCCGUGCCAGCGGAGAGAGAGCAGCCGUUGGCAAGAGAUACGGAUACAAAUGUAUCUGGCGGAUCGUCGGCCAGUUUCGGGGCAGCGUCUGCGCUGGCGGCCACGCGCGAGGAGUUCGUUCGCAACAUGGAUAAAGUGCGCGAGUUGAUCGAGAUGACGCGGCGCGAGCAGGAGCAAGGUGAAGAUACGCCGCGAUCGCCGUCCCCGCCGCCGGUUCCCCCGCCCCCCGCCGCUAUACACCAAUACACCGCUACACCCCUAGAUAGCACCCACAGUACACAGUACACAACUAGUGCCACCUCCAGCCUCACGCCACUGCAGCUGCCGAUGCAGCUGCCAAAGCAGCUGCGGCGGCAGGAGUCCAAUGAUUCGCACUGCUCCGACAGCACCACCCACAGCCAGUGCACGGCCAUCAAUCUGGCCAGUCCCCCGCUUCCCAGCACCCAGCCACCCACUCCUCCCAUCCGGCAGAAGCCUGCACCCGCCACGCCCACGCCCACGCCCACGACCACGCCUAUUCCCCAGCCAGAGCCCUCAGAGCUUUCCGUUGCAGAUCAGGACACAGACGCCAUCAAGAAGCUGCGUCUGCUGUGCACCGAGCAGCUGGCUUCUAUGCCCUAUGGCGAGCAAGUGCUGGAGGAGCUAGCCACCGUGGCCCAGAACAUAUCAGAUCAGUCGGAUCAGACCAGAAUGCCCUACCCCAUGCCCCAGCUGCCACACAUCAAGGAGCUGCAGCUUUCACAGUCGGAGACCGGCAAGUCCUCCUCCGCCUGGCUGGGUCUGCCCACUCAAUCGGAUCCCCAGCUACUGGUAUGCCUCUCGCCCGGCCAAAGGGAGCUGCUGGAUGCCCAGACACAGCCGGAUGACUUGCUGGAUGCCCACCAAAAGUUCGUGGAGCGACGCGGCUACCAUGAGCUGAGCAAGGCUCAAGUUCGGGAGGAGGAACAACUGCAGCAGCAGGAGCAGCAGCAGAGCGAGAUGCUCAAGACGGCGGCCAUGAUGCGAGAGUUGCGCAAGAGCCUGUCGCCUUCGAAUGUGGACGCUGCUCCGCCCCCGGUGCCCCCGCCGCCGGUGCCGGUGAAGAGCGCCGAAACGGCGGCCAAGGCGAACGCUAGUGCUCAUCCAAACGCUAAAAGAGAUGACGCAAGCGGGCCAAAACAGAAGAUCGCAGCGGCGACUGGCGAAUCGUCAUCGCUUAAAAAUAAACCAAGGCGAGCAGCUGAUCCCAUUGAACAGCAUCAGCAGCAGCAGUCGGCAGAGCACCGCCAGAGCAGCAGCACCAUCACCAAAACAGCCGAGACCAUGACCAGUUCCACCAGUGCCACCUCAUCCAGCAAGUUCCCCACGCUGGACAGCAUGGAGAGCGAGCUGGCCAAGAUGUUUCCGCAGCACAAGGCGCAGGAUAUCUUUGAGGAGCAGCGCAAGCGAUUCUCCAACAUCGAGCUACCAACCAGUCAGCGCGAGAAUCAGACGAAGCGCUACUCGAACAUCGAGACCAGCAGCUACGAGUCCAAGAAGCGACUGGAAAACGGCCAGGUGGUGUACGACGUGAGCAGCUCCAGUCACGAAAAGCAGCAGGAGGGCGAUCCGCCCCAAGAGCAGCCGAACGCGCCACCCAUCCCCCCGCCGCCCAUUAUGUCAGCGGCGAAAUUAAACGGCGGCACCUUCAUUGAUGGAGAUUGUAAAAAUAGCCAGCCGCCGAAAGAGAAUGGCGGUGGCAACGGUACGUAUGAGGAAUUUCGGCAGCGUGCCAAGGCCGCCGUGGAUGCCAUUGGAGGAGAUCAGCAGCAGCAGAACGGCUUGGAUCACGACCGCGUGUUCAAGGACUUCGACCGGCUCUCGCAGCAGAUGCAUGCCGAGCUCCAGACCACGCGAGAGCGGCGGGAGAAAUCCGCCUCGCUCUACGAUCUCAGUGGCUUGACCCGGUCCUCGUUGGGCCAGCAAAAGCUGGACGAGCUGCAGCAGCGCCGGCAUGCCCACAUGCAGGAGCUGGAGAAGGAGAUUGAACGCUCGGCUAGGUCUCGGCAGGAGCGCCUUUCCUCGGUGCCCCGCCAGCUGGAGGCCACAUCGCCGCACACCCGCGAGAUACCCAUCGAGCUGGAGCCCCGUUCCCGGCGCGCCGAGUCUCUGUGCAACCUGAACGAGCCACCGCCGCGUCCACACACCACAGUGGGUCACUACAGCCACCCGUCAGCGGCGCAGGACGACUGGUCGCAGUACGCCAGCGAUCUGGGCUAUUCGGAGAACAUAGCCCGGCCUUUCGCCCGCGAGGUGGAGAUCUGCUAUCAGCGCCAGAACCAAAAUCCCAAUCAGAGAGCCGCGCAUGGCAUACGGGCACCGCGACUCUCCGCCAGCACCAAUGACCUGAGCAGCUCCAGCCAGUACAGUUUCGAUAGCUACAAUGCCUACGGCGGCCGCAGGACCCAUGCCCCCAUGCUGAACCAGGCCCAGCAGCAGCAGCGUCCCCACUAUGGCAGCUGCUACUCCAUGAUCGAGCGGGAUCCCAAUCCGCGGUACAUCAGCACCACAUCCAGGAGGGGAGUGAGUCCAGCGCCACCUCCGCCGCCGCUGCAACAACAUCAGCAGGUGCCGCCGCCCGCCUACGAUCGCCAGCAGAGAAGGGCCUCGCUGCCCAGGGAACUGCACGAGCAGCAGCUGAAGUAUAUACUGUCCAAGGAGGAAGAGCUCAAGCUGGAGGUGGAGCGACUGCAGCAGGAGCGUCGCCGCCUGAUGGAUGAAAUGCAGCGGGCACCGGUGCUGCCGGCCCCACAAAGGAGGGAGAGCUACAGGCCUGCCGCCAAGCUGCCCACCCUCAGUGAGGAUGAGGUCUUCCGCCAGCAGAUGGCCGAGGAGUGGAUGAACAAGGUGGCCGAGCGGGAGGAGAGGCGCCAGCACAAGAUCAUACGCAUCUCCAAGAUCGAGGACGAGCAGGAUCACUCGGCCGUGGACAGGGCCACCAUAAGCGAUGAGUUUCUGGACCGCGUCAAGGAGCGGCGACACAAGCUGUCCAUGCCGGCAGACAGUGACUGGGAAAGCGGGGCGGAAUCCCAGCCCCAGCCGCACUCUCAGUCCCAGGCGGAGUCCGAUGUGGAGGCGCCACCAGUGCGCAUACUCGAGGGCCAGGCGGAGGCCAAUCUUCGCCAGCUGCCGCGUCACCUGCGGGAAUUUGCCAAGUUUUCCACAAGCGAGCAGCUGCCUGACGGAGGCCAGAUGGAGCGCCACGAGGAGCAGGAGCGUCGAGAGGAGGCCACGGACAACUCGCACAGCAGUGCCAGCAAGAAGACGAGCAUCGUCAAGACGUACAAGGUGUCGCGGCUGCCGCCUUCCGUCCAGGACAGAGCCACCGCAUCCGAGGCAGACGCAUCUCCUCCAGAGUCCAGGGGAACGGGAACGGGAACGGGAAUGGGUGGAAUGGGUGUCCGGCUGCGACCACGCCCGCCCAAGCAGACGCGCUUCCUGCUCAACGCCCAGCAGCUGCAGCAGCAGCGCCAAAGACGCAGCUGGUCCGAGAGCGAUCUGCUCAAGGAGAUCGACAGCGAACUGCAGCUGGCCAAGGGCUUCCUCUACGCGAAUGUCUACAAAGUCAAGCACGAGUAUAUGAGCGAGCCGGAGACGGGCAACGAUCGUCCCCGAAAAAUGGCACAAUUAGGGCGAAGGCAGUACGAUGGCAUCGGUCCGGUGACCAACGAUGGAAUGCCCAUAAUCCUCAGAUCGGAGGUCCAGGAGCCGCAUCAGCAUGAGUGGUACAAGCGUCUGUAUCAGACGAUUCACAAGCAGAAGAACGGCGAUGAUUUCGUGAUUCGCUACAAGUGUCCCAGAGCCCGUCCCUCGUACAAGAGCAACGGAUACGUCUCCGAGCCCGAGCCCAACUACGACUCCGACUACUCCACCGUGAGGUACCGCACCCAGAAUCCGCACCGUGUGCAGUCCGUGUCCUCGGCUGUCAAUGUGCGCAACCUCAACCAGGACGAGAAGUUGUAUGGUACUAUGCCAAAUCCCAUAAAGUCAGCGCAGAACUCGUAUAAGAAUCAGCCAGGCCGCAUUGAGAACUACACAACAGGACAUUCGUCGGUUUCCGAGAAGGAAAAGAAGGAGUGGUGGGACGAAGUGAUGGACAUCUUUAACGGGAAUCUAGAACAAUCGAAACUCUCGCCAUUGUACACCGAAGGUAACUUGUCCAGAGCUCUGGCCAAGGAAUCUGGUUACACAAGCGACUCGAACCUGGUCUUCCGCAAGAAGGAGCUACCCGUGAGCAGUCCCCUGAGUCCCGUGGAACAGAGGCAGGCCUACAAGAGUCUCCAGGCAGGCGGAGAACCUCCACUGCUCGGCUUCCGCAAGCCAGCGCCCGAGAAGCCCCGUGAAACUGUGGAGGAGUUCGAAUUCAUACAGAUCACUCCCACGCUCACAAAGAUACGUGUGAGCACCAAGGGUCUGGAAGAGGAGGAACCCUUGAAAAAACCACCAAUACCAUCAAUCCCACCGCCUCCACCGCCGCCACCGCCUCCGCCGCCACCACAAAUCUUGCCGCAGCGAAGGGAGAAAAAGCCUGUGAAGAUGUUCUCGCAGCUUUCGAAGACCCUGCCCUCGUUCAUUCCCCUGAGCAAGAAGCAGCAGACUUCCCAACAGGACGAACCACCGCCAAGACCGCCGCAUCGUAAGUCCAGCUGCACCAAAAGCACGGUGCGUGUCCUGAGCUCGGCCUCCAAGUCCAGGCAUGAGCAGUGCUUCCAGCCGCCGAAUGGAAAUGCCUCGGGCGUGUCCACUAUUACGCUGAGGAAGGUGGCCACCUCGAGUUGCUCGCGUCGCGAACCGAUUUGCCGCUCCAAGUCAGCGGGAGCAGUGUCCACUCUCCUGCAGACCCUUACGGCCACCAAGGAGACCCGACUUACCCGCCGGGUUCAGCAGCAGCAGCAGCAACAGCAGUCUCGCUUGAGAUCCUCCAGUCCAGGCAGGCGUCCUGCUCGCCUCUUGGCUCUGCGUCACUCCAGCCGGAGUCCGGUGGCCUUUGGCCGGAGUAUCUCCAAGGAGCGGAGUUUCGCCGAAGAGAAGAAGCGGCUGGAGAACACUUUGCCGGCCAAUAGAACCAACUUUGAGGCCAGCACCAAUAUCUUGCGGGAUCCAUCUUUGAAAUCCCCUCAAGAAGUGAGGGAGGCAGUCCGUUCGUAUGCCACUUCCCGUAGCAAGUCCUUGCCCAGACUUCGGCACACCACUGUGAGCACCACCACGCGCCAGACCAUGUGCUUCCCCCAAGUGCGUCCCCAGACGCUCCUGGAUUGUGGAACUCGCUCUCUAAGGAAAUCAUCCUCCAAGGGAGGAAAGGGUCAGGCAAAGACGGGCUCCAAUGACAGCCUGCCGAGGAGUAACUCCACCUUUUCCAUUGAUUCCCUAGUGCGUACGGAGUAUGUGCCCAUAGCACCACCCAAAACAUAUGUGGGCAAGUCCAGAGGUUCGGCUUCCAAGGCCCUGGUUCCCCUCCAGAACAGCCGUAGCGAGGGUCACGUUCCAAGGAAGCGUCAGUCUGGAAAGGCAGCUAAGGUCCCACCGCCGGUGACCGUUCACUCCUACAGCGAGUCGGUGCGCGAGAAGACAAACUUCUGGAACGACUACAAUGCCAAGCAGGCCAUGUCGUUGCCGCAGGAGUACAAGUUCGUGUCGGAGGAUGUCUGCGACUUUUCGAGUCAAAUCCAGAUACAGCAGCCCUGCAUCGAGGACCUGGUGUGGAAGUACGAGGGCAAGGAUCAGCGUCCUCCCACAAAGCCAGCGGCAGUCACCGAUAUAGCCCGUCCGCUAUCGCCGCAGCUGAGCCAGGAACGUCGCUUCUCGCCUACCCGGGAGGUGCGUGUCCCGCAAAUAAACCGGGAGGUAAGAUCACCCUCACGUCGUCGCAUCGACAGUCUACGCUCCAAGGACAAGGAGCAGGCGGUGGCCAGGGCCAGCAGCCUAAGCAGCGCCGACGAGCGCGGCAGGAGGGCCACUCCAGCUCCCGCCAAUGGUCUAUACCAGUGCGGGGAGCUGGCCCACAGCGCCACCUCUUUGACCCACCUGGAGCGACACAGCCCCAGCUGUCGGUAUCGCAACAACUGCGAGCGCUUCACCGAACUGAAUCGAUUCUACAGCACCCUGGAGCGGGUGGGGCAGCUGGAGAGAGCCACCUCCUCGAGCAGCUUCCAUCCUCUACGGAAAGAUGCCGAGCUGCUGGACUUUGAUGAGUGGCGCAAGGUGCGACUCCAUGAGCGGGCCGAAAAGGAGCUGCAGUAUUUGGUGGGCAAGCUGCAGGACGACCAGAAGCAAAGGGAUCUCCACUACCGCUCCAAGGACGUGGACUCUCUUAAGUGGCGCCAUGAGGCGGACCAAUCGCUAAUUGCCAAGAAGAAGUCCGUGGAGGAUCUGCGCGAGAACUUUGAGCAGCUAAAUCUCCUGCGGCAGCAGCAGCAGCUGCAAUCGGAGCCAGUGCAUCGUCACUGGCGGCGCAACACGGUGGCGGAUCUGGCCAGCAGCCUGGAGCAUCGCGUUGAGGUCGAGGCCGAGCUCGAGCCAGAGCGCCAUUUGGACAACGACCUAGUGAGCACCUUGUCCAAGGAUCAGAUCAAGAAGAUCACUCAGCAGCUGAACGAGAUUUACUCGGGCAAUCGCCAGGCUCCAGCCGUGGAGGAGCAGUACGUGGUUACCGUGGAGAAGGGCUCCCGGCCAAACGGCUUAAAAGUGCGCUGCAACUCGAGCAUCUCAAAGGAGCAGCUCCUCGGACCUGUGCAGCGCAAGCGGGACGAGCAGCAGUCCAACCAGACCCUGCCCCGCGCCACUCGCAGCCAAUCUCCGGUGGUGGUGGCCAGGGAAACACGCGGCGCCAUAGCAGCCAAGAACGCGGAGUUGACGCUCUCAAAGCCGCCGGAAGUGCCGCCCCGGCCCAAAGGCCCGUCCAACCAAGAGGCCAAGAGUAAGACUCUUAACAAGGAACCUCCCAAGGAACCAAAGGAGGAUGCCCGCGAACCGGCCGAGAACAUAAACCAGAAGAUUCAGUACUUCGAGGAUCGCCAGUUUGAUGAGCCACCCAAGACCAUCUACCAUGCACGGGAGGACUCCUCGCCCGACGAAGCCGAGGUGAUGCGCCUCAUCGAGCAGAACAUGCAGGAGCGCCAGCGAGCCCGGCAGCUGCAUCAGCAUCAGCACCACCACCACCAGGAGCUGAGCAACUCCCUCACGGAUCUGAGCGGUGUCUUCGGAGAGCGUCCCGCGGCCAGGGUAAAUUUUCACUUGCACAGCCCGCCCGACCGUCCGCCCGACGAUACCGAGCUUAUCAGCUUUGGGAACGGGUCACCGGAACCCGCCGAUGCCAGUCUUGAGCUCUACUCGGACUCCUACUACCGCUCGCGCAGCCUGUCGCCGCAGUCGCAGGCCUCCGCCUGCUCCAGCUCCUACCUGCAGAGGGUCUACACCGGCGAGGUGCGCAAGAUGCGGCAGCACUUUGAGAGCAUCCAGCAGUCCGGGGAGCAGUCCCGGGAGCAAUCCAACGAGCGGCGUGAUUUUUUUGGGCUUAGCUCGCUGCGGAGGGCGCGCAGCGAUCCCGAAGUGAGUGCGGGAUCCAAAGACGCCCCGGACACUGCUACGGAGGCGGUGUCAAAGGAGGAACAACAGGCCGCUGCCGGCGUCGGCGAUGUCCCGCGUCUGACUCACAAGUUUGAGUUGCGCGGGGCUACGCCUUCGCCGGAGCGCGGCAGAAGGCGCCAGCGGAGCGCCCAGGAUCGCCUGAUGCCCCACAUAGACAUCAUUAGCAAGACGGCGGCCCUGAAGCGGGAGCUGCCAGUGCGAGCAAGUCCCACGCGGAGCGUGAGCAGCAACAGUCACUGCUUCGAGCGCCUGAGGAUGCGCUACGAGUCCUCGGAGCCGCCGACUCAGAGCUACCUGUCCACCUCGCAUCCGGACAUGCGGGAUGUGCAUGACAUAUCGCCGCAUCUAAGUGCCGACUGGGUGGCCCACAAGCAUCCGCAGCCCUCGAAACCAGAGGAAGUGCUGCCCAGGAAGCCGCAGCGAGUGGUGGCUAGGGCCAGCUCCACAUCACCACCGCGUCCGGCCAGAUCGCAGAGUCAUCAGCUGGGCUCCCGGCUGACCAGCUGCAUGAGGGAUAUCUUUGCCAACCAGAAGUUUGAUCCCAACAAGCAUCGUCCAAAGGCGCGCUAUGUGCCCGAGGGAGCGGAGACUGUAAAGAAGGCUCCUCCUCCUCCUCCUGGCAAUGGAACCCUGGAACGCCUGAAGAAGACCAUGGCGGUGACUUUUAAAGAGUCUCCCAAUCGUUACUAUGCCACAGACGUGAACAUCCAUUUCAAGACCCCGAUCAGGCAUGAGCAGCGCCAGAACGUGCCGGAGGAGGAACUAGCCAUUCGCCAAGCGGAGCAUAUGCAGAAGCUCUACCAGGAGGAGCGCCGUCGCAAGUAUCUACAGGAGCUGCAGGACAUGAACUCGCGCCGCCACACAGAUAACUUUACACCCUCGCAGAAGUCACCCAUUGCCCUCAAUCGCUAUGAUGAUUUCCCCACAGACGUGACCCUCAAGUCGCUGGUGGGUCCGAAGACAGUGGCCCGGGCUCUCUUCAACUUCCAGGGACAGAGCUCUAAAGAGCUAUCCUUCCGCAAGGGCGACACCAUCUAUAUCAGGCGGCAAAUCGAUGCCAACUGGUAUGAGGGUGAGCACAAUGCCAUGAUUGGCCUGCUUCCAGCCAGUUAUGUUGAGAUUGUCAGCCGUGAUGGUGCUCGGACACCAUCGAAGCGACCCUCGGAGGGCCAGGCCCGUGCCAAAUACAACUUCCAGGCCCAGUCGGGCAUCGAGCUCUCCCUGAACAAGGGCGAACUGGUAACCCUGACGCGUCGAGUGGAUGGAAACUGGUUUGAGGGCAAGAUAGCCAACAGGAAGGGCAUCUUCCCGGUCUCCUAUGUGGAGGUACUUACCGACAUUGGGGCCGAGGAUAUUGCCGCCAGGACAACCACCGUGAUCAGCACUCAGAGCACCACCAACCUGCGUCCCAAUCUGGAUGUGCUGCGCACAAAUAUCAACAAUGAGUUCAAUACGAUCACGCAAAACGGAGCCCAGCCCCCGAAUGGCAUUCUGAAGGAGACGCGAACGAUUCACAAGACGGAUGCCCUUCAUGUGGACACCAGCUCGGAGCCCUUGGCGUAUCGCGCCCUGUACAAGUACCGACCGCAAAACUCCGACGAACUGGAGCUGCUCGAGGGCGAUGUGGUCCAUGUUUUAGAGAAGUGCGACGAUGGUUGGUUCGUGGGCACCUCGCAGAGGACCGGCUGCUUCGGCACAUUCCCCGGCAACUACGUGGAACGGGCCUAAGGAGGCGACCGAUCAAAUGGAUGAUCCUCUAAUCUUAAUGAAUUUUAUGAAUUGUAGUCUAAUAUGAGGAGGAAUCAGCGUGGCCGGGGCGAAGGCAGUUCUAUGAUUAAUUCUGAUUUGGUUUAACUGGAUUAUUUUAUGUUGUUGUUGAAUAAUUCUUAUCCUGCUAAUUCUGCUGCUUUCGUUUUGCCGUAAUUUAAAGCUAUUUAUUUAUUUUUAAACAGAGCAUUAAUUAUAUCAAUGUUGGAAUUACGUUUAUUUAUGAGAAAAAAGCAAAAAAAUAUUAACCAGAAAAGUUGUACCCUCCUCCCCCACUCCGAGACACCCCAUUCACACACACACACACACCCACACAAAAACACACACCAAAUAUCGAAGGAACUACAUUAAGAUCAUACCAUAUAUAUAUUUUGUCGUUUACCUACUAAUUUUAACUAGUCACAGCUAAUUUCCAAAAAAGAAAAUCAAUUACAAACAAAAAAAAAAGAUAAUGAAGAAGCUAGUGGAGACCGUUGAACUAAAGUGCCUUAAAGUUGAAAUUUGAAUGACUAAAAACGUGAAAUAAAAAUAUAUAAAAAAGAAAGAAUAAUAAGGAACAGGUGCUAAGAUCCCAUGUGCCCCUUGUUGAGUCCCGGCAAUGGGGAUUAUUAUUACUGAUAAUUAUUAUUAUUAUUUAUGAUGAUAUUGUCGAGUCCGAACCAGCAGAAACCAUUUUAUAAUCAUUACAAAAAGCGUUUAUUACACAGACACUGUUGCAAGCGUAUUUAGUAAAUAAAGAAGAAACUAAAAAACA
Molecule: messenger RNA, 13008 nt
Organism: Drosophila kikkawai
Lineage: Eukaryota; Metazoa; Arthropoda; Insecta; Diptera; Drosophilidae
Source: RefSeq, a predicted model, not a curated record